Anopheles stephensi (Asian malaria mosquito) is the source of this 2351-nucleotide messenger RNA. RefSeq lists its product as uncharacterized. Gene Ontology annotation, cellular component: mitochondrial inner membrane. Lineage: Eukaryota; Metazoa; Arthropoda; Insecta; Diptera; Culicidae. The record is from RefSeq and is a predicted model, not a curated record. The transcript is spliced from 2 exons. The coding region runs from base 8 to 517 and encodes 169 amino acids. Gene Ontology annotation, biological process: mitochondrial respiratory chain complex IV assembly; mitochondrial respiratory chain complex I assembly.
CAAAAACAUGACCAAUUUUCUUUACUUGCCGCCGGAUAGCCUCGGCUCAACUCAACUCAAGCAAGAAAGCGUUGUAAAUAUUGUGAAAACAAAAUUUGUAAGGCCACCCGUUGCGAGGAUGGUGUCCUUAAAAACGCUCACCAAAGCAGCCACAUACAUUGCCGUCGGUGGUAUUACGGCGGCUUUGAUAAUGAAGGUGAAGCUGGAGGAUAAAAUACGCCGUCAACCGUACUACAAGGAAUCGUUGAAAUUGCUCCGAUCACACCAAGGGGCGGUACAACUGCUCGGUCAACCCAUCAAGGAUCUGAGCUUCGAUAUUGGCGAGGAAAGCAAAAAGUUUGGCGGAGGCAAGAUCGACAGCUUUGCCGUCCCUGUGCGGGGCCAGAAGAGCCGCGGCAAAUACUACUUCUGGGCGGAAAUGGAAGGCGAGCGUUGGGUGAUAAGGCGGGCAGAGCUGGAGCUGGAAAAUGAACCUGACCGCCGGCUGCUUAUUAAGGCCGAAAGCCAAAUGGAGUAGCCAAUGUCGUGUCGUUAAUUUAAUACGUUUCGUAAGUAGCAAAUAAACAUUAUGCACCAAAUGAAAAUCAUGCGCUUGUGCGUUUUUUUUUGUAUGAAUUUUAUUUAAUUUUUAUAUAUUUUGUAAUAGUAAUUAAAUAUACAAUUAUCUCCGUCCCGUGGUGUGCACAACAACAAAUCAGGCAGCGAUCCUCAUCCUCCCUGCUUUGCAUCAUCCUAUAGCUACUUGGGGUGCCCUUCGUUUUGCUAUGUCGGUACGGCGGAGGCGCGACGGCGACGACGUCCUCUAAUGGUGCUUUGCUUCGUUCUAUUGGCUUUUAAUGUUCCGCUCCUGUUUGAUUUUGUAUCACUCUAUAAUUGCACCUAUUCAUCAUCAGCGCAUGGGUUCAUAUCCAUGCGGCUGCAGCCGAACGAAUUACGGCUCAUUGCAGCAUCCGCGCAGCAAGUUGGUUGGUUCGGAGAACGCUCGGAGUUCUUCUCUUCGCUUGCCGUUCCGCGUAUUAACUACCCUUCAUCUUCUGCUGCUUUGCCUCCCUCAGCUCGUCGUUACACAUCCUUCCAAUUAAUCUGUAAUAAUUAGCAGCGCAACUGCUGCCGCUGCUUUAUCAUUCGCAAUGUUAACCAGUUCUUUUCACUAUUCUACUAACACGAAUUCUCACAUGCUCCAAAGUGUCUGCAUUUCGUUUGCAGUUUGGCUUUUUUCCCAGAUUUUCUUUUUGUUUCUUUACACGUGUGGCGCACCAAGCGAAACAAAACCAAAACACACAAAAGUCCGACAAAGUCUCGGGCAAAGUCUUAGUCACAAGCAAUUAAGCUCCAGCUCCGCGCGAAAGACAAGAUUGGAAACACACACACUUGAAACGGUGGUAUCGAAAUUACGCGGCAUUUCAUAAACUACUUUACGACUGAACAAUAUAGUGCUCGGCUGCUUACCUUCAGUUUUUAUAUUCUUCAACGAUCGUUUCCUGUUUCUGUGUUUCUGUUCUAAGUGCUUUUUUGUUCUUAAAUGCAGUUCCAAACUGGCAAGCAAACGAAAUUUUCCUCAAAACAGUUCUCGUUUCCAGUUUCCUCGCCAGGGCCAUUCCGAAAGGGCAGUUUUUGUUUUGUUAAAUAGAUAAAAUUAAAAAAUGUAGGAGACAAACGUAAGAAAUGUGCGUGUUUUGCAGGUCCUUUUGUAGGUUUUUUUUUCGAGAAAGGCAAAGCAAUUCGUCAAUGCUUAUGUAUCGUCAAACGCCGUAAAAAAAAAACACCUAUGCUUGGUACAAAUGGGGCAACAAUAAGGGCUUCCUCACAUUCGGUGUUCCUUCCUUUUCUGUAUCUCAUCCCCGUCCCCUUCUGUAACACUAGCGCUACUCCGAACCGAUAAAGCGAGAGGCAAGAAGAACGAUCCUCACACUCACGAUCCUUGUUCAAAUUUCUUAAAUCCACUUCCAUCCAUCCGUUAACAACAAAUGCGGAACCGCGGAACAAAAAUGCGUCCUACCCAUUCCAACAAACUCACUCGUGCGCCUGGCCUACUAUUUCUUCCCCGAUUCUGGAUGCACUUUCUUUGCACGAGAAAGGAUGGGAGAUGGAAGGGGGUUAAAUAGUUAAAUUAGUUUUAUUCUCUUUUUUCGAUAUUUAUUUGCCCCGCACUCAGCUUAGCCUGUUCGUGUCGCGUUGUAUUAUAUGUGCUUUCGUUCUCGCGUUCUACCGCCUAAGCGGUGUCCCUAACUGUCCCUCUUUUGCUUCUCAAGAUGUGUCGGUCGUCUUACACUACAGAGUAGGUUUCUUGUUUCUGUUAUUAAAAUAAAAAAAACCGAAAAAAGACACUCGCAAGGCUCGCAAAAGAAAAA